Molecule: messenger RNA, 984 nt
Organism: Parnassius apollo (apollo)
Lineage: Eukaryota; Metazoa; Arthropoda; Insecta; Lepidoptera; Papilionidae
Source: the annotation of a GenBank genome assembly
AUGUUCAACGAUGAAGACUUAGAUGUGUUAUUAAGAAAAAUAUAUAAUGUUUCCGAUACUGAAACGGAAAUCGAUCCAGCUGAUUUAAAUCUAUUAAGGUUAAGUUUAAUUGCACCAGGUACGAAUUGGUGUGGGCCCGGAAGUGAUGCGAGCGAUUAUGACGACCUUGGAACGGAAGUAGAAACGGACAAGUGCUGCAGGCAGCAUGACUAUUGUGCAGACAUUAUUCCCGCUGGAGAGACCAAACACAACCUGACCAAUGAAUCUUUCUUUACUCGAUUACAUUGUUCAUGCGACGAUGUCUUCAGGCAAUGCCUUAGAAGCGCUAACACUUCAAUGGCAAAUAAAAUUGGAACCAUAUAUUUCAACGCUAUUGGUACCAAAUGUUAUAAGAAAGACUAUCCCGUUACAGGAUGCAAUACGAGAGGAGGUACAAGCGGUACCCAACAUCAACGACGCUCAACUGUUAUUGAUUUGCCUGCUUCCGUUCUAGAAAUUUCAACCUCAAAAAUUGCGAUUGUGGAAGCUGAUGAUACUCAAUCUACGGCUGAAUUAGCAGCAGCUUUCGACGUUAGUAUCAAAACAAUGCUAGUCUAUUUGGAUCAAAUUGGCAAGGUAAAAAUGAUUGACAAAUGGGAGCCUCAUAAACUCAAUGAUCGCCAGCGCGAAGUACGUGUCGAGACGUGCCUUGCACUGCUCAACAGGCAUACAAACGAAGGAAUUUUGAACCGCAUUGUUACCUGCGCUGAACAAUGGAUUCUGUUUAACAAUCCCAAGCGCUCAGAAAGUUGUGCCGGUGUGAUUCAUAAUGACUUCUUACCAAACGAGAUGAGCAUUACUGCAGAUGUGUACUAUGAAGAACUGAACACAACGGUGGAGAAGCUCGCACGUCUGCAACCAGCUUUGGUCAAUUGCUCGUCUCCGCUACGCCUGCAGGACAACGCGCAACCUCAUACUGCACAACAGACGGUCUCCACGUUAUAA